AUGGAAAUGGAAGAGAAUAGUAACCUUAUUAAGCUGCUGGUAACUGAAAGCAUCAUCGUAAGGAUUCCCAAGGAAAUGCUCCCUCAGGCUCUGUUAAUUCAAACCAAAAAGAAGAAAGGGCCAACUCGUACAAGUGUCACCACGAUUCUCUUCUGCAAUAUAUUUGUUCUGGUGAUUUUAUUGUCGUUAAUUGCCACUCACAGUCAUUGGUUACAAAGGUCAAGGGGGCAAACAGGGAGUGGAUUGUCAACUUUUGAGCAGGUUAAUGAUGUGGUAGAUUCGAAGAAAUAUGAUCUUCCUGGAUAUGCUGUUCUUAAUACUUCAAAAGGCUAUCUUACCAUAGAACUCUUCAAAGAUGGUUGAACUGAGACCGUGGACAAAAUUCUUGACUUAUGUCAAAAAGGACACUUCAAAGGGAUGCCUUUUCACGAUGUGAUAAAAGACUAGGUGAUUCUUGGAGGACAUUCACAAGGCCUUGGAGGCACUGAAGACUGGACAUCAAAAGGGAAGCUUCACAGUCAGCUGACCACAAGUCCAAAACAUGAGGCUUUUAUGGUUGGAACUACAAAAGUUAAAGAAGAUAGCAAAGCAUUUCAGCUAUUUAUCACAACUGCACCAAUUCCAGAUUUAAAUGAUCAACUGUUUGUCUUAGGACGUGUCAUCAAGGGUGAAGACGUGGUGCGAGAAAUUGAAGAGAUUGAUACCAAUGAACAUUAUCAGCCCAAAUCUCCAAUAGGGAUCAUCGAUGUGACGCUGCAACAGGAAAUUUGAGGCUGAGGAUAUAGUAUGCUGAUCAAUCAAUCUGAGACAUCACUUGCAAUAUUAUGCUUCAAUGGCAAUUGUUUUUUCCUGGCCUACUUACUCUCUCUUUCAUUGGUUACAAAGAUGUAAUAACAUUGGCCU
Theobroma cacao (cacao) is the source of this 903-nucleotide messenger RNA. The record is from RefSeq and is a predicted model, not a curated record. NCBI's taxonomy places the organism in Eukaryota, Viridiplantae, Streptophyta, Magnoliopsida, Malvales, Malvaceae.